CACACGGUUGUGUUUAUGAGAGGUGACUAAUCAUGGGUAGCUGGAAUUCAUGAAACAGCCAAAAUGUCUUCAAUCCUAGGACUCCCUACACGAGGGACAGAUGCAACAAUUCUCAUCACCACGGUCCACUUGCAUCGCCUAUGUGCGCUUGUUGAAUUCUGGGCAACAUUUGACCAGGAGAAGACAGCAGAUUAUGAAUGCCUUGCCAAAGACAUUCAAUCUCCUGGAAACACAUUUCAAGAGUUUGAAGGAAAUCCUGGUGACCAGUGCUUGGUUCAGAUAGAUGGUACUUGGUACAGAUCCCGCAUUGUCUCAAGAAAUGGCUCGAAAUACAGUGUGUUCCUCAUUGACAAAGGGAGGACAUAUAACACUGCCACAAGCAAGCUGGCGUGGGGUAGGAAGAAACACUUCCACCUGCCACCUGAAGUGGAAUUUUGUGUGCUAGCUAAUGUGUUACCACCCUCACCUGAGAAUACAUGGUCUCCAGUGGCUCUCGAAUUUCUGAAAUCUCUCUCCGGGAAGUCGUUGAAGGCACAUGUGCAAGAUGUCCUGGUGCGGCAAAGAACAUUUCUCCUACACAUCCCUUGCAUAUCCAAACAAAUGUAUGAGAUGGGAAUUGCUAAGAAGCUGUCGCCAAAUGUGUUUCAGGACUUUGUUGUUGCAUCACUGCAGUCCCAUAGUGGAGCUGAAAUGUCUCCAGAGACUCAAAUAUCCAUGGGAGCAGGUGAGCGACUACACAAGAAAGAGCUCUUCAUGUACCCAGAGCUUGAAGCUGGAACUGUCGAGACGGUCAUAGUCACAGAAGUGACAAAUCCACAGCGGAUCUUUUGCCAGUUAAAGGUUUUCUCACAAGAGUUGAAGAAACUCUCAGGGAAAAUCACACAGUGCUGUGAGGGCAGAACAACCAAUUGCAUUGUAGGUCCAGAAAUGAUUGGGUUUCCAUGUGCUGCAAGAGGAAAUGAUGGCAGGUGGUACCGCUCUGUCCUGCAACAGGUAUUCCCAACCAACCAAGUGGUAGAAGUGUUGAACGUUGACUAUGGAACAAAACAGUUUGUUCAAGUGGAGAAUGUAAGACCACUGGCUGCAGAGUUUUUCAGGAUGCCUGUUGUGACUUACAUCUGUUCCCUCCAUGGAAUCAUUGACAAUGGGGUUGGAUGGACAACCAGCCAGAUUGACUAUCUCAGGACCCUUCUUCUGCACAAGACAGUGGUUGCCAAAUUUCAAUACCAAAGCAUUUUUGAGGGCGUUCACUAUGUCACACUCUAUGGGGAUGAAAGCACAAACAUUAAUGACUUGUUUGGUUCUAAGGAGAGCUGUUUUCUGCAGAAUGAAAAAACUCUUGGAGAUUAUGCUAUCCGUAGCACUGCACAGAGCUGCAAGCAUCAAGCUCAGCAAGAAAAAAAUCAAAGAAAGACGUUGACUCCUGGACAGGCCAUAGAGGACAAAGAAGGGAAAGGAACAGUCGAGAAGUUGCCAUCUGAAGACCUUUCUCUCAACUCCUCACUGGUGGCAGUUGUUCAGCACGUAUCUGACCCAUCAGAGUUUUGGAUCCAAACACAGAACUAUGCAAAUGAGUUGGAUGAACUGAUGGAUAAUAUCUACCAUCUGUACAAAGAUUCAGUAAAUAAAGACGUGGUGAGAAAUCCAACUGUUGGGCUGUACUGUGCUGCCAAAGCAGAAGAUGGUGACUUUUAUAGAGCAACGGUGGCUGAAGUUAGUGAGACACAAGUCAAGGUGUUCUUUGUUGAUUAUGGAAACACUGAAGUGGUUGACCGGAUGAACAUCAGAACCCUUCCUGAUGAGUUUAAAAAGCUUCCAUGUCUUUCACUGAAAUGCAGCCUGGCUGGUGUCAAACCCAAGGGUGGGAGAUGGAUUCAAAGUGCCUGUGAGCUUUUCAUCAAAGCAGUCACAGGUAAAGAACUAAUUGUACAUGUGACCGCAAAAUAUGAUGAGGGUUAUGUUGUCCAACUAACUGAUCCUGAAGCACAGGAAGAAAGAGAUCUUAGUACACUGAUGUGUAUUUCUGGCCUUGCUGAAAGGGCUGAGAAAUGGAGUCAACCCAAAGCCCAAAUGACCAUGCAACCUGCCAUUCUGCCACAACUUCCAGAUGCCAGGCUCUCAGGUGUAUACAGAAACAAAGAAACGCCUUCCCAGACCCAAAACACAGUCAGCCCUGGCAGUAAUGAAAGAAGAAUUCUUACAUUUAAGGAGCACAUGUUUCCCAUUGGAAGUGUCCUCGAUGUCAUUGUGUCCUACAUCAAAAGCCCAAAUGACUUUUGGUGCCAACUACUACAAAAUGCAGGACACUUGAAACUGCUCAUGCAUGACAUACAGGCUCAUUAUGCAAGCACUGAGUUCAAGCCCCUUGUGGAAACUGCUUGUGUUGCUCGCCACCCUGAUAAUGGAAUGUGGUACAGGGCCCUUGUAAUUCACAAACAUGAAACGCCUGAUGUGGAUGUGUUGUUUGUUGACUAUGGCCAGACUGAGACAGUCCCCCUCUGUGACCUGAGAAAGAUCAGCCCACAAUUCCUCGUUCUGCAAGGCCAAGCUUUUCGAUGCAGUCUGUUAAACCCUGUUGACCGUAUGUCUGCUAUAAAUGAGUGGAAUGAAGAAGCAGUAGCAAGGUUCCACAGCUUUGUGGAAACUUCGUCAUCCAACUUUGUGAUUUUGAAGUGCACCGUAUAUGCUGUCAUGUACAGUGAGCAGAAGAUUGUUUUCAACAUGGUGGAUCUAGAAACUCCCUUUGAGAGUAUCUGCACCAGUAUGGUCAAUUUAGUCAAAAAUGCCCCUCUCAAGAAAGCUGCUGCGCCCUCUUUCCGUCUGGACACAUACUACUACUCGACGCACAAUGUCAAAACUGGAACAGAGGAACAGGUCAUGGUGACACGUGUCAACACUGUCGGUCAGUUCUACUGCCAGCUCGAGAGGAACGCUGAUGUGAUAAAAGAUCUCAAGAUCAAAGUGAGCAAUCUCUGUCAUCAGCUUGAGAAUGUAAAGCUCCCAACAGUCUUUGGAACUUUGUGCUUUGCAAAGUACACUGAUGGACAGUGGUACAGGGGACAGAUCAAGGCAACAAAGCCAUCAAUUCUGGUUCACUUUGUUGAUUAUGGUGACACUAUUAAGCUGGACAAAUCCGACUUGCUUUCAGUUCCCAAAGAGGCUAUUGAUAUCAUGUCUGUGCCUGUGCAAGCAGUCAUGUGUAGUCUCUCUGAUGUCCCUACCAAUGUUCCCAGUGAGGCAAACCGCUGGUUUGAGACAAGUUCGACAGAAUGUAAAUUUCGAGCACUAGUUGUGGCCAGAGAACCUAAUGGGAAACUACUGGUUGAGCUGUAUCAUGGAAACACUCAGGUUAAUUCAAAGAUCAAGAAGCUGUUUCAGAUUGAGAUGCAAACAAAAAUGACAGUUGUCGACCAGGGCUGGAUAGCACUUAAGGAGGCUUCAGCUCAUCAUGCACAAAAGACUCUAAAAGCUGUCCCAAAACAAUCUGCAGAAAUGGAAGAUGCUCAAACCAUCACGAAAAAUGAAUCGGCCACAAAAAAAGCAUGUCAGAUGAAUGAUGCCAACAUGAAUCUGUGGUUUGCACCAACAAAUGGUCGGAAGAUGAAAGGUCCGUUAGAACUCUACAUACCUCCACACCAAAGGCAGUCAUGUAGAAAGACACCACGUAAUACAGAAAAUAGUUAUGAGCUGAAAAGUGCCUGUAUCGAACCAAGAAAGGAAAUACUUUCUACAGAAACUAAAUGGCUCACCAAUUCCAAGUCACCCGACACAGAAUCUCAGAAAGAAAGCAAUGCAGAAAGAUUCCCUAAACUUGCUGACCUGCCAUGGAAAUCUAUCACAUCAGAUAUGAAAGCAGAUGUUUAUAUCUCUCACUGCAAUGGCCCAUUGAGUUUCUAUGUGCAACUUGUCAGAGAGGAGGAUGGAAUAUUCUCCCUUGUGGAAAAGCUAAAUGACCCCCAAUUCACCCCCCAAACCAACGACCUCAAAGACAUGCAUCCAGGUGACCUUGUUCAAGCCGAGUUUGCAGAUGAUUCCGCAUGGUAUCGAGCUGUUGUAAGAGAGAUCCACGGCAAUACGAUGGCUCUUGUUGAGUUUAUUGAUUUUGGAAAUGCAGAAACAGUGCCAAUAUCCAAAAUGGGCAGACUCCAUAAGUCUUUCUUGCAAUUUCCCAUGUAUAGCACACAUUGUAUGCUGAGUGAAGCUGCAUGUCUUGGAAAACAGGAAGUGCUUGACCCAGAAGUGGUGUCAGCUUUCAAAGAAGAUAUCGGUGGUAAUGGAGAAAAGGUGCUCAAGUGCCAGUUCAAGAGGCAGUCAGGAUCUAUGUGGGAAGUCAGUAUUGAAGACAGUGGUGUGAAUGUCAUCUAUAAAGUACCUACGAGAUGCUCAACUGAUGGUUCUGAAAUCGCCUCAGAGAAACUUGAACAAGUAGAGACAAAUCCCGCCCUGAGCUCUGACAUCAGGAAGGUGCCAGAUAAUUCGACGAAAUCGCUGCUCAACUCUUGCUCUCUAUGUUAUCACCACCAAGACUUUUUAGAGGGACAACAUUUAGAGAUCUACAUCACAGUUAUAAAUGAUGCUCAUACCUUUUGGUGUCAGUCUGUGGACUCAGAAGAGCUCAAUAAGAUAACAUCAAGCGUUUCAGAAGUGGGGGAUGCAGCCGAUCACAAACGUAUUGACCCAGGCUCUCUCUCCCCUGGCAGCCCAUGUAUUGCCCUCUUUUCAGACGAUUCUUUUUGGUACCGUGCAGUGGUCAUCGACAAAGAUGGAGAUGAGUUGACUGUUCUCUUUGUGGAUUAUGGAAACGAAUCCCAAGUCAACAUUACAGAUGUGAGGGAAAUGCCCCCUGACCUGAUGGAAACUCCUCCACAGGCAUUUAUGUAUGAGCUUGAAGGCUUUGAUUCAUCACACGGAUCCUGGGACAGUGGUGCAGUAGAAGAGUUGUCUGCACUUACAAAAGACAAAGUAUUAAAGCUGACUGUUACCAGAGUAACAAGAGAAGAAGGAAACGCCAAAUGCCUUGUGCGGCUGGAAUGUGAGGGCCAGGUGAUAAAUGAGGCACUGAAAUCUUGGUGGAAGAGCUCCACAACAGAAAACAAACCUGCUGCAGUUGGACUGGCAACUUCAUAUGAAACACCAAUAGAAUGUGACUCAACGGUGAAAGAGACCGCACCACCCGAGGAUCAACUAUGCAAAGAAAUGAAUGCCACUGAUGCUUGCAUUCACAAUGUCAGUGAAAAGCAGAGCACUUGUGACCUCCUUGACCCCUAUGCAUAUAUUUUACCAUGUGAUAGUUGCAUAGAUGAAACCAUGUUACCUCCACUUGAUAACAAAGGUGACAAAGUUACUGAAGAGGGUUUUUCAUUGAUGGACAUUUGCCCAAUGCAAGAUGACCUAAAUUCUCCAUUGGAUGAGAACCCUACGGAGGCCAUAGACAAGUCAGAGAUGGCAGCAACUGACUUGGAGUCUCUGCCAGAAGAGGUUAAUACCAACAGCAUGGAGAGCACCGAGAAUUUCUCUGAUCCAACUGAGGACAGAGACGACGCCAAGGUUAUCAUUGCAAGGGAUAAUUAUCAUACCAGUACGACAACAGUGAAAAUGGUUUCCCGUGAAGCUGUUUGUUGCAGGGAGAGUGUUGAUCUGCUUGAGACGCAGGAUGACAUUUCUGAAGACUUAAAGCAGAUUGAGACUGAACUGGUGCUGCCCUCCCGUGUGCCUCCUGCACUUGAUGCUCUUACAGAGCAGGACAUUGACACUGGAGAUGGUGUCUCAAAGGAAGAGCAGCCAUGUGAUACCACACAAGUUGAGAAUGACUUGAUGACUGGGGAGGAGACCUUGGCUCAUAACGAGAAGACUUAUUCAGCCCUGCUAUCUGACUCUGACACAGCCAGUGAGCCACAGACCUGCACAGCUCCCUCCCAAGAUGUGCGUGACGAGAUAGAAGAGGUGACCUGUUCUGUUGAAGAGUCCGGUCUGACCGAUGUCUGCACAGAUCCAAAUGAGCCAAGUGAUGACUGCAAAGUCACCAGUGAGAGAGAUGAUUGUCUCGGCAGUAUGGCAGCAGAUGAAAUGGUCAUUUGCACCAAAGUCCAAAGUGAAUCGCAGGUUCCUUGUAAUGAACUUCUGUGUGAACAAUUAACUGAAACUCCCUCAGAGCCUGACAUCACCCUUUCCCUUCAGAAUGAAGCCACACUUAACGAGAAUAACUCUGAAGAUGACUCAUCGACUCUUCAUGAGGAUGAACUUUUAGCUCUGCCGUCUGAACCCGAGUCACAAGCCUCCACAGUUCCCUAUCCAGAUAUGAGUAACCUGGUUGAAGAGGUGACCUGUCUAGUCGGAGAGAUCUGUCUGACAGACUUCUGUAGAGAUCCACGACAAGAAGCUGAAAGGGAGGAGAGUGAGCAGCUGGAGCGUUCACCAGCAGACGCAGCGGAGGAUUUCAGCGGUAGUGAGGAGGAAAUGUCACCUGCUGAGGACAGUUUUGAGACCCUGCUGUCGAGGAUAACUCAUCUCUCUCUGAUCAUCAAUGAUGGUUUUGCUGAUGCUCAGCGUGUUGAGCAGCAGCCAGAGGAGUAACCCCCUUCUUGUUGUGUUGACCUUUAUCCUUUGGUCCGGUGGCUCAUGUCGUUGUUCCUAUUGAAAACCACCUUCUGGUUAAAAGUACCUUUGUACCGUAAGAGUUUGUUCUGAUAAACUGCCACAUAGUUAUUUGGGAAGUAUUUAAUCUUGUUUCUUGAAUGUGUUGUGGAAGCAGCCGUUUAAGAGUGUUUUCUGUUGUGUGGGUACAUGCAUGUGUUGAAGAUAUUUUUGUUGGCACAAUAAAUGCCUUUACAGAU
Cottoperca gobio is the source of this 6833-nucleotide messenger RNA. It is a transcript of the gene tdrd6a, whose product is annotated as tudor domain containing 6a. The transcript has 17 exons. NCBI's taxonomy places the organism in Eukaryota, Metazoa, Chordata, Actinopteri, Perciformes, Bovichtidae. The record is from RefSeq and is a predicted model, not a curated record.